AUGACCAAGAACAACCUUAGCACCUGUCUUGCAUGGCUGCUGCAGCAUCCACACUCUUUUGGAAACUUGGAUCAUAUCUCUGCUAUCGUUGGCACGCCCGCUGCGUCGUACGAUGAAGCUACUGCGACGGAAGCGGACAAUGAGAUGGCAAGACUGCAACUGGCGCCGCAGACGAAUCACAGACCGAAACUGCAUUCCCAACUGAACAAUGUGCCGAAUCCCUUACCAACUCCCACGCCUUCACGACCGUCAGAAGAACCGAAGCCGAGAUCGACUCGUCCGAAGCAGACGCUGGCAACUCCGUCCGCGGCGCGACAAAAUGCUACACUACGGACACCCGGAACGGCGUCGGGAAACCUCGGCUUCAGUGAUGGUGUCCUCGAUAUUGAUGAGAUUGAUCUUACUGGGGAUGUCACAACUUCUUCCUUUGGCGAAUUUGGUCCCCCGCUUAGGCUGUGGAGGGAAGACUCAGCUUCUCGCGUAGAACCGCUGCCCAAAAAGAAUGGGAAAAAGAGGAAGAGCGACGAAUAUGAGUCAGAUCUCCUUUCUCCACGAUCCAGGCGGAAGACAACAAAGGUUUUGCAGAACGCGACUACAACGGUGUCCCCACUUCAUGCUCGCCAGCCCGAGGGCUUGGAGAGGCACGCCCAGGAAGAAGUCAGCCUUACACAGACCACCAUUCGCCAAAAGCCACCCCCGUUAUCGGAAGCGGAAGAUGAGUUUUCUGAUUUCUCGGUCAAUGACUUUGAGGAGACCCAAGACCAGCUGCCGAUCAAACCCGGUGAUGCUCAGCAAAGUCAGACAUUGAGGAGGACUAAUGUUAUUCCCGAUUCGGAUGAUGAUGAGGAGGAGGCAGACGUACCUUUUGCUCCAAAGGUUGAGGCCGACCCAACGAGUCCAAACCCUUAUUUGCUCGGCCAUACCCAUGGCCGUGGGGACGUUGUUAGGGAUGUCAAGCAUGCGCAAGAAGCCUUUCGAUCGCCCAGGCGAUCACAGCCUCCUAAAUCCUCGCAGUCGCCUCGGAAGCCUGCGUCUCCCCGUCGCGGCGCGACAUUGACCCACACAGUUACGUCAAAUCAGGAACCAAUGUUCAAAAGCAGUGCGGCCAGUACUUCCUCGAGCGAGAACCUUACAGCGGAGCAGAAGGACCUUGUUGCCAACUUUGCCAGCAAUGGCCAAGAGCAGUUGCAAAGUUUACUGCAACGGCUCGAACGAUCGAAGAAAGCCGUUGAUGACAAAAUCAUGGACGAGAUCUGUGAAGAUGGCGGUGCAUCUACUGAAUCUAAAGAGAGGCUGAGAGCGAUAUUGGACAAGAUCGCUUCAGCCGCGCGGCUACGAGACGAGUUCGAUACUUUAGCGAAGCUCCGAAAGCAGCGAGAACAGAUGGUAGUCCAACGCAACAAGCUUAGCAAUUCCGGCCACAGCGUCAACCCAGAUGAUCCUGCAGAUGUCUUGAUGUCCUUGUGUUCAAAGAUCUUCCAGGCAAAGCGGGACAUCGACGCCCGAGAAGUAUCCGUUUUCAGACUUCUUGACCAGAUCGGGGUGCCUACUGCUGGCCACAUGACAGCGCGUGUCAAUGAUUUCAGCGGCAGAAUUCUCUCUCCCAGAUCGAUCGUGUCGGAGCAAAACGUGCUCGUAGCCUCGACGCAAAAAGGGUCCCAGUUGACCUCGAAACAAUUGAAAGACGAGGAUAGACAAGGUCUUUCUCACCUCUCUACUCAGUCAGUCCGUCAAACACCUGCUCCCAAUCGAUUCAAUACGCCGCUCGUCAGCGUUAAGUCGCCGUGCCGGAGUCCAUCUCCGCAAUACACAUCGAAGCGCCCAGCAUUCGUGGAACAGGCAAGGACGCUUCAGUCGACUCUUAGGACCGCUCAUUCUGCCGUGUCAGGGCAUGCUUUCGCUUACAAUGAGCCUGAAUCGAGUGGCAGGGGGUUCUCAAGAACCAUGGCUAGCCCCACACGAAACUAUUCCUUCGAGGAAGACGACUUUGAGGACGAUCUAGACGAUGAGGAGAUGUACCAAGCAGUCGAAGAAUUCGAGCAGCAUCUGUCGUCACGGACGGCUGAAUCGUCAGAGAUACCUAGCCGUGCUGCGCUUGCAGAAGUCAGCGACAAUAUUCGUAAGAUAUCUCCUAAGAAGAAACCAUCUUUACAACAACCAAGCUCCUCGCAUGCACUGAUGCAACAUCCGUGGUCGAAAGACGUGGCAUCGGCCUUAAAGAGGAAGUUCCACUUGCACGGCUUCCGCCACAAUCAGUUGGAAGCUAUCAACGCAACUCUGGCCGGCAAAGACACAUUUGUCCUAAUGCCUACUGGAGGGGGCAAAUCUCUUUGUUACCAGCUUCCUGCCGUCAUAAAAUCCGGGCGGACGCGCGGAGUUACUGUGGUGGUUUCCCCCUUGCUCAGUCUCAUGCAAGACCAAGUGGACCACCUUCAAAAACUGCAGAUCCAAGCACAUCUUAUCAACGGUAACAGUACUCCAGAGGCCCGCAACUGGGUUCGCCAAGCCUUGCAGGAUCCCAAUCCCGAAGAAGUAUUGCAGCUUCUGUACGUGACUCCAGAGAUGUUGGGCAAGAGUCAAGCCAUGGUCUCCGCGUUCGAAGCUCUAUAUAGGCGAAAGCGACUCGCUCGAAUUGUGAUCGAUGAGGCUCACUGUGUCAGCCAAUGGGGACAUGAUUUCCGACCAGAUUACAAAAGCCUGGGCGAAGUUCGCAAGCGGUUCCAGGAAGUACCUGUCAUGGCCUUGACAGCAACAGCAACUGAAAACGUCAAAAUCGAUGUCAUGCACAACCUUGGUAUGAAGGACGCGGAGGUUCUCACGCAAAGCUUCAACAGACCUAACCUGACGUACGAGGUGAGGCCCAAGGGCAAAAACAUUGAGGUCCUUCAGAGCAUCGCGGACACCAUCAAAAGCUCUUACAGGGGACAAGCAGGUGUUGUGUAUUGCCUGUCGCGGGCAAAUUGCGAGAAAGUGGCGCAGGAUUUGAGCGACAAAUUCCAAAUUGAGGCGCAGCACUACCAUGCCGGUAUGCCAUCGGAGGAGAGAAUCGACAUCCAGAAGAGGUGGCAAGCUGGAGAGUUCAAGGUGAUCGUUGCUACGAUUGCCUUUGGCAUGGGGAUUGACAAGUCGGACGUCAGAUUUGUCAUGCAUCAUUCUAUGCCGAAAAGUUUGGAGGGCUACUACCAGGAGACGGGCCGAGCUGGUCGUGACGGCAAGAGAUCCGGUUGCUACCUGUACUAUGGCUACCGUGAUUCAAUGUUACUCAAGCAAAUGAUCAAGAACGGUGACGGCAGCGACGAGCAGAAGGAGCGCCAAUACCAGCUUCUGCGAAACAUGGUCCAGUUCUGCGAGAAUCGGAGUGACUGCCGCCGGGUCCAAGUCCUGGGCUAUUUCAACGAACAUUUCAACCGCGCAGACUGCGAGAAUGGUUGCGACAACUGCAACUCGACCAGCACGUUCGAGACACAAGACUUUUCUGAGCAUGCACGGGCCGCCAUCAGCAUUGUGAGAGAGAUAUAUCGCUCGAAGGUGACCGUCCUGCACUGUGUGGACAUAUACCGUGGGAGCCGCAACAAGAAGAUCACACAGCUGGAGCAUAACACGCUCGCUGAAUACGGCAAAGGUGCCCACCUGGUCAGAGGAGACGUCGAGCGUUUGUUCCACAGACUUAUCAGUGAGAAAGCCCUGACAGAGUAUAACAAGGUCAACAAGGCUGGGUUUUCGACCCAAUACAUCAAACCCGGCCCCGCAGCUCGCGAUUUCGAGGCAGGUCGGCGAUCUCUGAAGAUCCAGGUCCUGGCGUCACCGCACGAGAAAGCUAGAACCAGCGCACCACCACCCCAGAAAAGUCGCCAAAACGGGCAGGGUACCGGAGUCAAAGCCGCCGGGGACUACUAUCCUACCUCGACAAACGUGUCGUCUCCUUUACAGCCUCGCACAAACCGAAAGCUUCCACGCCCCGUCGAGGACCCCAAUUCUGACGACGAGGACUUCAUUGUACACACAAGUGAGAUGGAAGGCGAGGAUGUGCCCGAGGACGAGGACGAGGACGCCUACGCCUUCGACGCCGACAUUGCAUUGGACCACUCUGGAACCCGGAAGACGAAGCUGGGCCCUCCCAUCACAUCGGAGACAAGCAUGAGCCUGAGUUCUAUCCAUCAGCAUAUUCUUGAUCACUUUAUCGAGGACGCGCGAGCUCACAUUAAGCGUAUAUCCAUCGCAAAAUCCCUCCGGCAAGUGCCUGUCACAGACCGUACCUUGCAUCUGAUCGGUAUCGAAUUCCCACAGGAUGCGACGCAGCUGCAACGUAUCAGCGGCAUGAACGACGAGAUCUUCAAGAUGUUUGGGCCUGUCUUGCUUCGAUUGAUAAAGUCGGCAUUCAAUAACUACGAGGCGAUGAUGAGAGCGCAAGAAGGUCGACCUGAUGACCCGAACCACCAAACAGUCAUUGAGAUAGCCGAUGACGAUGGUAGCGGCGACGAGCCCGAAACCGAUGUGGACAUGAACGAUGUGGACGAGACGGAGAGUAGCCAUUGUUUUAGCGUACCUGAGGGGGACAGCAGGUCGAGUGGACGGGCGCUUCCCCCUUCGUUUUCGGAGAACAAGUUUCGCAAGACAACAGCGAAGAAGGCUCCGUCUCGUUCGAGAUCGGUUUCCUGGAAUCGGAAGGGUUCUCGCGCCUGGCAGCGUGGUGGUAGUAGUAGUGGUGGUGGUGGCGGCGGCGGCAGCAGCGGCAACAGCAGCUCGAGAGCAAGGACGAGUGCUGCGAAAGGAAAGAAGGCCAGUGGUGGUGUUGCGAAGAAGGGAAAGGGCAACUCUAGCGCCCGUUCAAGCACCAGCAGUGCUGGGUCGUCGCGCUUCGUGCACAAGAACAACAAGACUGGAUCGUCACAACGCAGCGCGGGUGGAAGCAAGAUCAGCAUGAUGCCGACUUGA
This is a messenger RNA of Cladophialophora carrionii CBS 160.54, 4935 nucleotides long. RefSeq lists its product as uncharacterized. Gene Ontology annotation, cellular component: RecQ family helicase-topoisomerase III complex; chromosome; nucleus. The transcript is spliced from 2 exons. The record is from RefSeq and is a predicted model, not a curated record. Gene Ontology annotation, molecular function: four-way junction helicase activity; nucleic acid binding; ATP binding. NCBI's taxonomy places the organism in Eukaryota, Fungi, Ascomycota, Eurotiomycetes, Chaetothyriales, Herpotrichiellaceae. Gene Ontology annotation, biological process: double-strand break repair via homologous recombination; DNA replication. Bases 1 to 4935 code for a protein of 1644 amino acids.